Molecule: messenger RNA, 2609 nt
Organism: Durio zibethinus
Lineage: Eukaryota; Viridiplantae; Streptophyta; Magnoliopsida; Malvales; Malvaceae
Source: RefSeq, a predicted model, not a curated record
AAAUUAAAAAAAAAAAAAAGGAAGUGGUUGAAACGCUCUGAAAAGUCGCUUAUGUAACGCAACCGGUAUGUUGCGUUCUUAUAGUUGAACGUCUCAAACUCUCCCUUGCAUCCAUGCAAAAAAUCCUCUGCUUUUUUUUCCUCCUUCAUUAAUCACAUCACUUUCUGAAUAAUCGAAACGAAACGUCGCUUCUCUCUCUUUCUCUUCUUUUUUUCUAGAACGAUCACAAUCAGCCAUUGCCAUUGUUGGUUUUGUUGGUGUUUAGCGGAAUUUGUUUUGUUGGGAAUCAAGUGAAUAUUUGUGGUAGUAGUGGGAAUAUUAUAAUUAACGAUAUUAAUGGCGGUUCCAUCGGCGGUAACGGUGGCGGCGUCGCCGGCGUCAUUGUACGUUGGGGACUUGCAUCCUGACGUCUCAGACGGACAACUCUUUGAUGCUUUCUCUGAGUUCAAGAGCUUGGCCUCUGUUCGUGUUUGUAGGGAUUCUUCUACAGGCAGGUCUCUUUGUUAUGGCUAUGUCAACUUCAUUUCUCCUCAGGAUGCAUAUCAUGCUAUUGAGGCAAAGAAUCACACUUUGCUGAAUGGGAAAAUGAUAAGGGUGAUGUGGUCACUGCGAGAUCCUGAUGCAAGAAAAAGUGGGGUUGGUAAUGUGUUUGUCAAGAACCUGAGUGACUCGAUCGACAAUGUGGGGUUGCAUGAGUUAUUCCGGAAGUUUGGAAACGUAAUUUCCUGCAAAGUUGCCACAUUUGAGGAUGGGAAGAGUAAGGGUUAUGGCUUUGUUCAAUUUGAGUCAGAAGAAUCUGCAAAUGAUGCUAUUCAGAAGAUUAAUGACACCACUAUCGGCGAUAAGCAGAUAUAUGUUGGGAAAUUUAUGAACAAGAGUGAUCGAGUUUUGCCAAGUCCUGAUGUCAAAUAUACAAAUUUGUAUAUGAAGAACUUGGAUCCAGAUAUCACAGAAGAGCUUUUGCAAGAGAAAUUUUCUGAGUUUGGGAAAAUUGUUAGCCUGGUUGUAGCAAAGGAUGAAAAUGAGGCCUCAAGAGGUUUUGGCUUUGUGAACUUUGAUAGUCCAGAUGAUGCCAAGCGGGCAAUGGAAGCCAUGAAUGGAUCACAAUUUGGCUCGAAGGUUCUAUAUGUAGCAAGGGCUCAAAAGAAAGCUGAGCGUGAGCAAAUAUUGCGAAAUCAGUUUGAGGAAAGACGAAAGGAGCAGAUCAUGAAAUAUAAAGUAAGCCUAAGCUCAUUUCUCUACCUGAUGCAAUUCAUGAUCAUAACUGUUUAUGUCUUUUACCAUUGUGUAUCUUUCUCCAAAUUUCAGGCAUCAAAUGUUUAUGUGAAGAAUAUUGAUGAUGAUGUGACUGAAGAACAGCUGAGACAACAUUUUAGCCAGUGUGGUACAAUUACUUCUGCCAAAAUUAUGCGAGAUGACAAAGGAAUAAACAAGGGGUUUGGAUUUGUUUGUUUCUCCGCUCCUGAGGAGGCCACUAAAGCUGUGAGCACAUUUCAUGGACAUAUGUUUCACCGCAAACCAUUGUAUGUUGCUAUUGCUCAAAGGAAGGAGGAUAGACAAGCACAAUUGCAACUUCAGUAUGCACAGCGUAUGGCAGGAUUAGCAGGGCCUUCCACAGCUGUUCUCCCUGGAGGAUAUCCUCCACUUUAUUACACAGCUCCAACUGGCGUUGUUUCACAAGUACCUCCACGGCCGGGGAUGAUGUACCAACCUUUAGGUUUGAGGCCAGGAUGGAGGGCUAAUGGCUUUGCACCUCCAACCAGACCAGCCUUUCAACCAUCAUCACUGCCAUUGGUUCCUUGUGCUCCAAGACAAACUAGGCAAACCAGGGGUAGGAUGAACGGGCAUGCUCUUCUGCAGGGUGGUUCUCGCUCUGUCUCGUAUGUGCCACAAUUGCAACAGCCAACUCAGACGGUGACUUCUUCAAAAGAUCAAAGCAACCAGCAAGUUGUUUUUCUUUUGAACUUGAUUCUGUUCUUUUAGCUUCAUUGUUUUUUCCUCUCCCUUUUCCUUCUAUAUACAUCCACUGUUAUAUAAGUUCUGAUCGCUGUGAUCUACAUUUUGCAGCGGGCUGGGCAAGCUAAAUAUGUAUCAAAUGGUCGUGCACGAGAGGUGAACAAAGGGUCAGGAGUCCCACCAGCUGCUUCCAAUUCUGUUGCAACUUUAUCACAAGGAUCUGAGAUGCUGAGUAGCAUGCUUGCUGCCGCUUCCCCUGAGCAGCAAAAAACAAUACUAGGUGAACGACUUUACCCCCUUGUUCAGAAACACCAGCCUGAUCUGGUUCCGAAGAUCACAGGGAUGCUUUUAGAGAUGGACAAUUCUGAAUUGCUUCUUUUAUUAGAAUCGCCUGAAUCUCUGGCUGCCAAAGUGGAAGAAGCUGUGGAGGUGCUCAAGCUCUCAAAUGCUAAAGUGUCUGGCCAAGAUGCUCUUCAUUCGAGUUUCCUAUCUGCUGAAGUUGCAGUCAACUGAAACAAUAAUGGCAUUCAAAAUAAAAACCAUUUGAAGGAUAGGAGCAAAAUUUUUUAUAUCCAAAUAUCAGUAGUGAACCUUCAAAAUUUUCCUAAUCCUCACAACAUCACUCUCUUUAGUUUUUCUUGUAGGAUAUUCAU